Molecule: messenger RNA, 867 nt
Organism: Mesocestoides corti
Lineage: Eukaryota; Metazoa; Platyhelminthes; Cestoda; Cyclophyllidea; Mesocestoididae
Source: the annotation of a GenBank genome assembly
AUGGGAUUGCUUUUGCUGUUAAGCUACUCUGAGGAUCUGGAAAAAAAGGCAGAAACGUGGGUCGAAAGUUGCCAGUCUGAUAAGACAAACACCGAAAAUGACAUUGGGAUGACCAAGGCUGUCUCUUCAGAUGCGAAUCCAACGUUUGCUAACAUGAUUGCUACAUUUGGUGUGGAAGGCGCAAAGUUCGAUUAUGAAAGUGAUAGUUGUGGUAGCGAUAGCUGCACGAACUACAAGCAGGUAGGUAGUGUGGGCUACCACCACUAUGGUCGGAUGUGCAAUGAAGAAAUGCCCCAAUCAGGAGUCGAAUCCAGAAACAACAACUACAUCUACAGAAUCUACAACUACAUCUACACAAUCUACGACUACAUCUACAGAAUCUACAACUGCAUCUACAGAAUCUACGACUGCAUCUACAGAAUCUACAACUGCAUCUACAGAAUCUACAACUACACCAACAGAACCUACAACUACAACGACUGUUUCCAAAGAGACUACAACAUCUACAACAUCAGCACCAUCUGCAUCCAAGAAAGCAAGUCAGCAGACUACUCUCAUGGUCUGUUUCUACAAACCCGCAUAGUGUGGGCUGAAACAAUCGAAGUCGGGUGUGCAAAGAUGAAAUGCCCGAAAGAUCCUGCCCCAGCUCCACCAGAACCAGGCCCCAACCCGCCAGCGCCAGACCCCAAUCCGCCAGCGCCAGGCCCUGACCCGCCGGCGCCAGACCCUGAUCCGCCAGCGCCAGACCCCAAUCCGCCAGCGCCAGACCCCGAUCCACCAGCUCCAGGCCCUGCAGGACAAGAAAGAGCAGCACCAAAGCAAACAAAGCAGACUACUCAAAUGGUCUGUUUGUACGCACCCGCGUGA